UAUAUAUUUACAUCAUAUGUUAGGAAUAGGAAUAUGAUAUAUUCUGUUCGACCUUGAGAUAUUCUUGUCUCGGUCAAAAAAGAGAGUGGUUGAAGUUGAAUUAACUUGUUCAAAAGAUGGUGGAUAACAUUGGAGGCAGUUCCUCUAAUGCUGAAAACAGUGGCAUGAGGGAACAGGACCAGCUGUUGCCAAUAGCCAAUGUUGGGAGGAUCAUGAAGCAGAUUUUACCUCCCAAUGCGAAAAUCUCCAAGGAAUCAAAGGAAACAAUGCAAGAGUGUGUGUCAGAGUUCAUAAGCUUUGUAACGAGUGAGGCCUCAGAGAAGUGCAGAAGGGAAAGGAGGAAGACUGUGAAUGGAGAUGAUGUCUGCUGGGCCUUGGCAUCGCUUGGUUUUGAUGAUUAUGCAGAGCCAUUGAGAAGGUAUUUGCAUAGAUAUAGAGAACUAGAAGUAGAUAGAUCAACUAACCAAGAUAGAGGAAAUAGCCCCCUCACAAGAGAAGGAUCAUGAGAUCAUGUAGCUAGAGAAACUAGGCAGGAAAGGAAAUUGAUUAAACUAACCAAAAGCUCAGUAAAAUGUGUCUGAGACAAGGCUAGUUUAAGGUUUUGAGAAUAUGAGAUAAUUUAUGUAAUAAUUUUCUUGUCUUAACUGGUUUUAUUUGUGUCAUGGUUCAAGAACUAGCUAAAAUACUUG
Molecule: messenger RNA, 689 nt
Organism: Cajanus cajan (pigeon pea)
Lineage: Eukaryota; Viridiplantae; Streptophyta; Magnoliopsida; Fabales; Fabaceae
Product: nuclear transcription factor Y subunit B-5
Biological process (GO): regulation of transcription by RNA polymerase II
Cellular component (GO): CCAAT-binding factor complex; nucleus
Molecular function (GO): DNA-binding transcription activator activity, RNA polymerase II-specific; RNA polymerase II cis-regulatory region sequence-specific DNA binding; protein heterodimerization activity
Source: RefSeq, a predicted model, not a curated record